Messenger RNA from Acanthamoeba castellanii str. Neff, 342 nucleotides. RefSeq lists its product as uncharacterized. The record is from RefSeq and is a predicted model, not a curated record. Bases 1 to 342 code for a protein of 113 amino acids. The transcript is spliced from 5 exons. NCBI's taxonomy places the organism in Eukaryota, Discosea, Longamoebia, Acanthamoebidae.
AUGGUAGUGGUGAAGAACGUAGUACCUGGCAACUAUGCUGAAGGAGACAGCGGCCGGGGGAGCAAGUUUGUGUUCGUGACAAUCCACGCGCUGCCCUCGUUCACGACCGUCAAGUGGCGUCUGCGCCUGUGGUGGCCCAUGAUGGUCACCUCCGCAUUCGCCGCUAUGACGACCACAGCUUCCUGGGUGCUUCUCUAUCUCCACCCACUGGCCAUUGCUGCUGACUACGGCAACGGCGCCUGCGAGCAAGAGGAAGCUUACUACUGUGACUUCAAUGCUGGCCAGUGGUUGUUGCAGGGUUGGCCGUGCCCUUCUUUCAGCCUGAGUCCCCGCGGCCAGUGA